CGUAAAGUGAGUUGGAAAGUUCGCGCACAAUUGACAGUGCUCGUCCGCACCGGAUCGCUGAAUUGUUGGAGCAAUUUAUUGAAAGUCUCUCGUGAAGUAGGAUCGCAAAUAGUGUUUGAAAAUGAAGUAUAUACUCCUUGUGGCGUUACUCGUCCUGCCAGCAGUCCUUUUUACAGUGGACAGUGGAAAUAAAUUGAUGACAUGGGCAGAAGAUGAAAUUGAGGAUGAAGUUGUGGAUGUGGAGGGAGAAGAUGCCGCAGUGGUGGGUGAGGAUGUUGAGGAAACGGAUGAGGGUGAUUCAACGGCAUCUCCGGACGCUGAUACGUACCUCUUGUUUACGCAACCCACCCACAGUCCGGGGAAUCAACUUGAACUGCCAGCUGGGCAUCCCGUUGAUUUCCUCGUGGGUUUCCUCAAUAAGGGCACGGAAGAUUUUGUCGUGGAAACAGUGGAGGCAUCCUUUAGGUAUCCCAUGGAUUUCAAUUACUUCAUCCAGAACUUCUCUGCCAUUGCAUACAAUCGGGAUGUGAAGCCCAAGAGUGAGGCAACAGUGUUGUACACUUUCAUCCCAUCGGAACACUUUGGUGGACGUCCCUUUGGGUUGAACAUCGCCCUCAGCUAUAGGGAUGCCAGUGGGAAUCAAUUCUCCGAAUCUGUCUUCAAUGAGACUGUGAUGAUCUACGAGGUAGAUGAGGGACUCGACGGAGAGACAUUCUUCCUGUACGUAUUCCUAGCUGGUAUUGUUGUUCUCCUCCUUGUGGUUGGGCAGCAAUUCCUCGCGGGAUCAGUUGGCAAGCGAAAGAGGGGAAAUGUUCAGCGAAAGACCAUCGAAACGGGCACAAAUAGCAAUGACGUUGACUACGAUUGGCUGCCAGAGGAGACACUGAGAGCCCUCCAAAAGUCCCCCAAUUCGAAAUUGUCCCCAAAGAAGGCUUCCUCCCCAAAACAGAAUCAACAGAGCCCUAAGCAGAGGAAAGCAAAACGUGCAGCUGGAUCUGACGAUUAGAGAGAGAGACAUCACCAUCCGCAGCGCAUCCUCCACACCAACUUCAUUAGAAAUUCAUCAUCGAAGAGCGGGGAGAUUCUCACAAACUCACUCCUCAACCCGGAUUAAAGUUGCGCGAUUUUGUGACAAAGACUGGAUACUCCUUUCAGUGCUUAAUCUUGUGUGUUUCCAAUUUUCCUUCCAUCCUGCGAGCAUUUUCAAAACAUUAAUUGCAGUUAAUUUUCUUUUUUUUCGUUAUUUUGAUUUUCUUUUCCUUGUGUGAAAAUUUCCCAGGGAUUUCUCAAGACAUUUUUUUUUACGUGAAAUUUCACAUUCAGCUUUUUGCUUUGAGAAAGUUGUUUGUGUGUUCAAGGAGAUUUAUUUAUAAAAUAGGAAAAAUAAUUGCAAAAAAAAAUUAAAUAAAAAUAAAGAUAUAAAAAGAGCAGAAAACUUGGAUGUGAAAAUUAGUGGCUCAAUAAAAGGUUGACAAGAGAAAAACAA
Molecule: messenger RNA, 1486 nt
Organism: Lutzomyia longipalpis
Lineage: Eukaryota; Metazoa; Arthropoda; Insecta; Diptera; Psychodidae
Product: translocon-associated protein subunit alpha
Exons: 2
Coding region: 122-1006 (294 amino acids)
Cellular component (GO): endoplasmic reticulum membrane; endoplasmic reticulum
Source: RefSeq, a predicted model, not a curated record